Molecule: messenger RNA, 780 nt
Organism: Asparagus officinalis (garden asparagus)
Lineage: Eukaryota; Viridiplantae; Streptophyta; Magnoliopsida; Asparagales; Asparagaceae
Product: DNA-directed RNA polymerase V subunit 5A-like
Exons: 4
Coding region: 23-580 (185 amino acids)
Biological process (GO): DNA-templated transcription
Molecular function (GO): DNA binding; DNA-directed RNA polymerase activity
Source: RefSeq, a predicted model, not a curated record
CGCUCGCCGCACCGUCCUCGAGAUGCUCUGGGACCGAGGAUACGCCAUCUCCCGAUCCGACAUCGACCAAACCCUAGCUGACUUCAGGUCCUCUUUUGGAGAAAACCCUGAGCUCGCUAAGAUCAAGAUCGAAGCGGUUCUUCUUCGUGAUCCCUCCAAAAGGAUUCUUGUGGUCUUUUGUGGGGCGGCUCCAGUCAAACUGACGACUGCGAGGGAUCUCUCCACACAGUAUAGCAAAGAAAAUUGGAGCCGGAUGAUUCUCGUCUUGCAGAGCAAUAUGACAUCCCAAACUCGAGAAAAAAUGAAGCUGCUUUUCCCAUUCAAAGUUGAAAGUUUUCACGUUUCUGAGCUAUUAAUAAACAUAACAAAGCAUGCCUUGAUGCCAAAUCAUGAACCAUUGUCAGAAGAAGAAAAGCAAAAGCUUUUGAAGAAGUACAGUAUAGAGGAAACUCAGCUUCCACGAAUGCUGGAGAGCGAUGCAGUUGCCAAGUACUAUGGAUAUGAGAAAGGAACGAUUUUGAAGAUAACCUAUGGAGGUGAGCUUACGAAAAACCACGUCACUUAUCGCUGUGUUGUGUAAGCGUAAUGUUUGCUCUUGACAAACUUCUCAUAGUCAACACAUGUUAAUGCUUUUUGUAUCAUGUAAAUUAUCCUUUGUUCUUAUGUUUUUAGGGGAUGCUACUUAACUUCGGUUACUCUGGUAACCUUCUGGAAUUCUAACAAUGUGCUAUUAUUUAGUGUUGUAUUCUCAACAAAAUUUCUUACGUUUUCUGUUCCUCA